AUCGUGGAUAACUUCAAUUCCCUCUCGUUUGGCGUUAAGAAGCCCUCACGACGGAAAGAUUCAACAGCAUCGGGUGCGAGGUUGUUGGGUCCGACGGACAAUUCGACAUCGCCGUCGUCAUCGCCAUUGUUAUCAUCGUCGGGGAAGCUUCUCGCUUUCUUCCAUUCUUCCUCCUCCUCUAACCAAGCUCCCAGCAUGGCAAUCCAUUCAACGGGCCCACGUUCGGCCUUCUCUGAUUCUUCAACUUCAUCACUUGUAGCUAGGCCAACUGAUAAGUCCUUUCUCAAAAGGUUGUUCAAUAGAGGUAAGCCCAGGGCGGCAACUCUCCCGACUUCACACUCAACCUUCGAACUAUCUGAGCGAUACGCACGACGUGAAAAUAAUUUCUUCGUUCUGCCCCCUUCCCCACAUACCCACCCUCUUCUCUCAAAGCCAUAUGCGCGGGAUGAGCUACGACCUCGAAGCUCGACAAAUUAUUCACACCUCGAUGGGAGCAUAGUGACCGGCGGAGAUGGCUUCAUCCAUGCUCGCAGGGUUGCAGCUAUGAGGCCUGCGGGCCGAUCAGUAGAUAGCGGAGUGAGCCCCGAGAGGGAGAGGGAGAGGGAGAUGUAUGCGAGGGGUAUCCGGGAGCGAGAAAAGGCUGCAAGGGAAGCUGCAGUGGAAGGCAGAUACGUUCAGGAAUGGGGCUUUUUUAUCAAGUGUUAUGCGGAGGGACGGUUCAAUGUAUCGAAUCCUCCGGAUCCGCCGCCACGGAGGCCUGACUUCAAUCACCUCACUGCUCCACUACCGCCGAAUGAGAAGCAGAGGCUCGAGGUAUGAACCCUUGGUCAGCUACAGCUGAUGCUUUGAUGACUAACACCUAAUAGGCUGUCAAUUCCUGCAACGUCUCGCUGCCCCCGGAUGCAAGCGACAAGUACCACCGCCUCGUCCUCCUUGCUAGGAGAGUUUUGAAUGUACGGAUGGCUUCGAUAAGCUUGGUCGAUGAAACCGUUGAGAUCUUCAAAGCCGAGCACGCGUUCAACAGGAAAUACGUUGAUCGAAGUGAGAGCAUUGGCGCUCACGUGUUGUUGUCGAAUGAGCCGAUGGUUGUACUGGAUCUUACAAAGGUGUGUGUAACGAUCAAAGUCAUGUGCGGGCCGACGCUAAUAACAUUAUCCAGGAUUGGCGAUUAAAAGGGAACCCACUAGUUAAGGGCGCGCCAUAUAUUCGAUUUUACGCUGGCGCCCCAAUUAUCACUUUUGACGGGCAAAUCAUUGGAACUUUUUCCGUAUUCGACGAUACGCCGCGGGAUUCCUUCGGCGUUGCUGAGAGGCGAAAGUUGAUGGAUUUCGCUAGACUUGCCAUGACUGAGAUCGAGAAUGUUGUGGAAGAGCGUGAUAUGCGUAGUCGGCGGACUCCUACACCUGUCAUUGAUCUGCGAGUAUUACAUGAGCAAGACCAGCAGUCACUUCUGGGUGAUCGGCUUAAGGCUUCGGGGGGUGGGGCUCCUGUAUCCCCAAGGUCUUCUCCUAAGCCUGCCCAGGGCCCGACGAACUCAAGAACAGCUCGAAAGCGUGAUGCCCCGACACCGGUAAACCGACCAGUGGCCAUUCGCCCUGGUGGAAGGCUCCCGACUAUCAACAUCCCGGUUGGGCCUGAGGAUUGUAGAAAUAGCAGGACUUGUGCCAAGAUCUCUGAUAUGCCUACUCCCCCGCACACUCCUAGCAGACCCUUCUCCUUCACUACCAACAGCUCCCGUCCUUUGGGUUCGGUGGAUGGGGCUUCUUCUCGAGAGUCCUCAGAAGAGGGGUCUACUGACCGCCGAGCACGCUAUAAGCAGCGAAAACCUUCUCCAACCCAGGCGCCUGGACCACGGGAGGUCCCACUUCAGGUGCCGUUUUCUUCCGGGCCGAUCACAUCUUUGGCCGAGGCUUCUUUUGCUACUUCCAUCAUUGCCCGAUCAUUAGACUACGAUUUUGUCUAUCUUCUUCGGGUGUCUCCUGUCGCUCCACAAGAGCCCAGGAUACUUCCGUUGGAGCAAGAAUACACUGGUGAUAAUUUUCACACCAAGGUUCUUGUCGCACAUGGACUCCCUAACCCUCUUCCUGUGUUUGAUGCGAAUCUGCAUUUGCGGGCACUUCGAAGUGCGGGGGGACUUGUUUACCAAAACCCUGCCAGGUCGCAAGAUGAGGAUGACGUUGGAUUCCGUUCGGGAAUACUGCUACCUCUAUUGAGAGAUGGGGUUGACAACGGCCCGGAUGAGGGCUACUCUUCAGCCACCACUCCGAUCGGAAGGGAGUUCCAGCAGAGCGAGACAGCCUGCACGGGUGGGAUAGUAUUAGCGGCAUUCACCCGCAAAGAUGAGAGGGACUCCCGCCCGCCUUUCACAGCGGACGAGGUCCGAUGUCUUCGGGAAUUCGGUGAAGCAAUGAAGGAUAUCCUUCUCCGAGUUGAUCGAAGGUUUUAAACCUAUUCUGCCUAAGCGAAUUUUAUCCAAUUCAGAGAUAUGUACACAGCACCCUUAUCAUUUCCUUUGUCGCCGGUUUUUUCUGCUGGAAUUCCUGGAGUUUGGGAGAGAAUUGUGUUUUUCUUUUUUGGCUUUGAAUUUUGAUUUUGGUUCUUUUGUAUAAUUUUUUUUGGCCCUCUGGCUGGAUUGCUAUUCAUUUACAUAUUAUUUAUUUCCUUUUGGGGUCCUUUUUUUGGUGGGGCGGAAAAAGAAAGGGAUUGGGUCUUAUACAUGCUUUUGGUUUCUUUUGUUGAUGUCUUGCAUCUAUCUAUCGAUAUAUCUGUCUGUCUGUCUACCCGGUCUGGGACAAUGGGGGAAAUAAUUUCUUUUGUUUGGUGAACUGGGUCCACUCUAUCCUGACUUAUUUUUUUGGCAAAGAAAACGAAAUGGGUAGGGCCUAGUAGCUAUCUUGGAGUUUUCUUUUUUUUUUCUUUUUAAGCUUGUAUGUAUUGUUUUCAAGUCCUAUGGGACCGGGGACGGAUGGGUCGGUGGUACAGUGAGACAAGGCACCCGUCGAGAAGACGGGUAAUACAUCGCCAUAUCGCUAUU
Molecule: messenger RNA, 3034 nt
Organism: Tuber aestivum (summer truffle)
Lineage: Eukaryota; Fungi; Ascomycota; Pezizomycetes; Pezizales; Tuberaceae
Source: the annotation of a GenBank genome assembly